This is a messenger RNA of Hepatospora eriocheir, 729 nucleotides long. The record is from the annotation of a GenBank genome assembly. NCBI's taxonomy places the organism in Eukaryota, Fungi, Microsporidia, Hepatosporidae.
AUGAAAGCAGAAGUCAAAAAAGUUUAUUUAAGUGAUAUUCUUAUUAUUUUAUUUGAUGAUGGUGAAGUUCAUUCUUAUAGUGAUGUUAAAAAAGUAACUGAUUUAAAUAAUAAAUCAUUAUUUAAUGAUAUCAAAAAAGAUUCUCAAUAUAUGAGUUAUAAAUGCCAAUCUGGUGAUCAAAUUGUAAAGUUUGUAAACAAAGAAGAUGAAAUAGUAAUACCAUCAGAAAUAUUUAAUUUCUAUAUUAGAAAUAACUAUUUUUAUAGAAUUGGUUAUACAAAUGGACAAUCAUCACUUAUAAUUAAUGAUGAUAUGUUUUCUUAUAAGGGAGGAAUUGAAAUGAUUGAAUUUUUUAAGGGAAUUCCAAUAUUUUAUAUGAAAGGAUCUCCCACUUCUAAAUUAUUUAUUGGUAGUGAUGAAUUUAAAUUUCAUAAAAUAACUGAUUUAGCUAUUAAUGAAGAAUUUGUAGGUAUUUCUACAGUUAAUGGUGAGAUUCAUAUUUUUAAAUAUCAUCUACCGGUUGAAAAAGUUAGAAAAUUAACAACUAUCAAGGUGUCAAAUCUACCAGUCACUGGUAUUAGUUUAAAAGAAAAGCAUGUGUUUUAUAGUUUAUUAAGUGGGAAAGUUGGUAAAGAAUAUGUUGAAAAGAAUAAUUUUAAUUUUUAUAUAUUAAAUACUAUGAUUGUAUUAAUUAUUGCUAUAAUUAUUGGUAUUUAUUUUAAAAAAUAA